Messenger RNA from Arabidopsis lyrata subsp. lyrata, 587 nucleotides. Its product is annotated as glycine-rich RNA-binding protein 2-like. The transcript has a single exon. NCBI's taxonomy places the organism in Eukaryota, Viridiplantae, Streptophyta, Magnoliopsida, Brassicales, Brassicaceae. The coding region runs from base 19 to 285 and encodes 88 amino acids. The record is from RefSeq and is a predicted model, not a curated record.
CAUGAUGUGAUUGUGGGAAUGGACGGACAAGAGCUCAAUGGUCGCAGCAUCACUGUGAACAAGGCUCAGUUACGAGGAAGUGGUGGCGGAGGCGGUUGUGGCGGAGUUGGUGGAGUUGGUGGAGGUUGUGGCGGCAGACGCGAAGGAGGAUACAGCGGCAGUAGUGGCGGUUACUCAAGAGGAGGUGGUGGUGGCGGCAGACGCGAAGGAGGAUACAGCAGCAGUGGUGGCGGUCACUCAAGAGGAGGUGGUUGUGGCUAUGGAGGUCGUGGCGGUUACUCAUGAGAAGGUGGUGGUGGUGGCAGGCGCGAAGGAGGAUACAGCGAGGGUGGAGGUUACGAAGGAAGCAGAGGUGGAGGAUGGUUAUUCCUUACUAGACUGGGGAUAAUAAAUGUUUUGGUUCUGCUUCAUCUGAGUUCUAUGUGCUAACUUUGGUUCUACUUUUGCUACUUUGGAUGUAACAGGUUGUGUGAUUUAAUUUGGUAUCUUGAAACGUAAUGGUAAGUCACUUUUCCUUCUCUAAAUAACAAUAUUCGUCGCGAGAUUUAUUUGUGGUCUGAUUCGUUUUAUCAACUAAUUACAAGAUU